Molecule: messenger RNA, 2164 nt
Organism: Trichogramma pretiosum
Lineage: Eukaryota; Metazoa; Arthropoda; Insecta; Hymenoptera; Trichogrammatidae
Gene: PICK1
Product: PRKCA-binding protein
Exons: 6
Coding region: 123-2003 (626 amino acids)
Biological process (GO): intracellular protein transport; regulation of Arp2/3 complex-mediated actin nucleation; dendritic spine maintenance
Cellular component (GO): postsynaptic density; postsynaptic early endosome; neuron projection
Molecular function (GO): phospholipid binding; protein domain specific binding; protein kinase C binding
Source: RefSeq, a predicted model, not a curated record
UGAUCGAGAAAAUUCUUGCGGUGAGGCUGCUUUAACAACAAUACUGCAACAAAAUGGAAUACGACGAAGAUUUCCUUUUCGAAGAAGAUAAAAUGUUUGUUUCUAUCCAGUAGUAACAAUUAAUGUAUCUUUGCCUUUUUCUGCCGAAUUUUCAGUUUUUAUGUGUGCCUUUUAUUUUUGCACUCUUCACGCAUCAUUCGUUGUCACUUACGUGUUGGAUCAGUUUGACGUUUGAUGAGAUCUCAUUGAUGAAGAGUCCAUGCAAUAAACAGCAGGACAUCAACGAAAUUGAUAUAAUUGAUAUAACAGAUGCAGAAAGCACUAUGCCUUUGGCAGGCACUGAUAUGUUUCAUUCGUCAAUGAUUGAAGAUCGCAUACCAGACAUUGAUCUUGUUGCACAAGAUGAGUCGCCUUUUUUCUUUCAACAAGAUCAGAUGGGUAUGGCCAUUACAUCUGGAAAUGUGGUCAUCGACAAGGAUAAUAGUAACUUGAUAGGCAUCAGUAUUGGGGGUGGAUUCCCUUUCUGUCCUUGUCUCUAUAUUGUUCAAGUUUUUGACAAUACUCCAGCUGCACUAGAUGGUACUUUAGAAGCUGGAGAUGAACUUGUUGCAGUAAAUGGUGAAUGUUUAAAAAGAAAAACAAAGGUUGAAGUAGCAAAGAUGAUUCAAGCUUGUGGACCUAAAGUCAGCAUAAUAUAUAACAAACUUCAUGCUGAUGUUCAACAAGGGCGUUCCUUAGAUAUUAUUCUCAAAAAAGUAAAGCAUAGAUUAGUAGAAAGUAUGGGUAAUACAACUGCUGAUGCUUUGGGUUUGUCAAGAGCUAUUUUGAGAAAUGACACUCUUGUUCAGAGGCUGGCAGCCCUUGAAAAGACUGAAAAUUUAUAUAAAGGGCUUGUUGCACAUGCUAAAUCAGUUUUACAUGCCUUUUUUGAUCUAUUUCAAAUUUACAAAAUAUAUGGAGAUGCAUUUGCCUCAAUGGGUGUAAAAGAACCUCAACACAGAGCAAGUGAAGCUUUUACUAAAUUUGGGGAACAACACAGACAGAUGGAAAAAAUUGGAAUUGACAUGUUGAAAACCAUUAAACCAAUUUUGAGUGACCUUGGAACUUAUCUCAAUAAAGCUAUUCCAGAUACUCGUAUGACCAUAAGUAGAUAUGCUGAUGCAAAAUUUGAGUACUUAUCCUAUUGUUUAAAAGUAAAAGAAAUGGAUGAUGAAGAACAAAGCUACGAAUCCAUUCAAGAACCUUUGUACAGAGUAGAAACAGGAAAUUAUGAAUAUAGAUUAAUUUUGAGAUGCAGGCAAAAUGCUAGAUUAAAAUUUGCUAAAUUAAGAUCAGAUGUUCUAGUAAAAUUAGAGUUACUGGAUAACAAACAUAUUGAAGAUGUUGUUGUACAGUUACAAAAAUUUGCUACUGGACUAGGAGAUUAUUACAACAAUUUAUCAAAACUUGUUUCAGAAAGUAUAUUCUUUCCAGUUGAAAUUGAUUUAGCUCAGACUACUUUUCUGUACAAACGACCAGGAGAAGUAACAGCUUAUGAAGAUGAAGAAGAGACAGAGGAAGCUAGAGGCUUUGACCCAAGUAAAAUAUUGGACUUUGAUGUAGCUGAAGAAGCAACACCUUCAAAUACCAAUCCUGAAAAUUUUACAACAGAUCCAAAUAAAAAAUCAAGUGGAGUAUCAGAUUUGAGUGAUUUAUUAGAUUUAAGUGGAUUUUCAGAUAUGAAUGAAAAAUUUGAGCAGUUAUUACAAAUUGAAGAUCAAAAGAAAUCAGACUCCGAGCCAUUAAUAUCAAUGGAAUCUGAAAAAGUCAAAGCUUCCAAAGAUGAAAAUGAUUUAUUUCAACCAUUAUUAAGUUUAAAUGAUAAACAGAAUAAUUCUUUAUUCCUCAAUAAGAAUAAUAAUGCUGAGUUGAAUUCCCCAGGUGAUCAAAAAAAUACACUUGAUUCAUUGAUGUUUAUGGACUCUCAACGCGAAGAGUCUCUCAUUAAAAUAGAAACUAAUUAAAUAUUCAUCUAUAAUGGCUUUUAUAAAUGUGAACUUUUUCAUAGAAUUUGAUAUAACUUCUUGUAAAUUACAUAAAAGUUGUUCGACGUCAACAGCCACCAUACAUUCCAAAGAUUUAUGUAAAUAAAUAAACAAAUAAAUAUAUUUAUUAAUCAUGAAAA